Boleophthalmus pectinirostris (great blue-spotted mudskipper) is the source of this 11458-nucleotide messenger RNA. RefSeq names its product UDP-Gal:betaGlcNAc beta 1,4- galactosyltransferase, polypeptide 6 (gene b4galt6). Lineage: Eukaryota; Metazoa; Chordata; Actinopteri; Gobiiformes; Gobiidae. Bases 658 to 1806 code for a protein of 382 amino acids. The transcript has 9 exons. Gene Ontology annotation, biological process: glycosphingolipid biosynthetic process; carbohydrate metabolic process. Gene Ontology annotation, molecular function: UDP-galactose:glucosylceramide beta-1,4-galactosyltransferase activity. The record is from RefSeq and is a predicted model, not a curated record.
UCCAUGGUGACCGGAGGGAGGGGUGGACCCGCCGGAAACUCUGUCUGCAGUGCCAGCAGAAAAUGAAAGGACUCCGGGCUGAUUAAACCCAUCUUUUAUCAGCGCUGGUGGAUAACAUCUUGCACAUAUGAGUCUGAGGGGCCGCAUCAAGUCCGUGUGGAGCCCGGCGCUGGCAUGACUGGAGCCGUGCGUGCGCUUUCUCUUCCAGUAUUAGAGCGAGAGUGUGUGGAGCAUCGCACCGGCUGAGAGCGCACUGGAGAGGGAUACCGCCCGUCAAUGCUAGCGACAAAAACACUCGCUGGCGCCACCGCAACAAUGGCACGUUAUUACGGGAUUUCUUAAAGUGUUCCGUGCCGAGCCGUGCGCCCGUGGGUCUGGAUCGUUAUGGCUAAACGGCGGUGUUCUGUGAGGCGUGCAGUUGCCUGAUAUUACCGUUUCAGGCCUGCUUUUUCCAUCUGGAAAUUUCUCAUCGGGGAAAGCAGGCCAGCUAGCACCGCUAGCUUUAGCCCUUUCUGCACCGCACUUUUGGCGUCUGCCGUGCACGUUUUUCAAUGACUACACACUUGACGCCAUCGUCUAUGUAUUUGAGGACUUUCUAAAACCACACGGUAUUUUAUGGGAUUCAUAUCGGCAGAGAAGGAGCGGCCCUAAGCCAAAAUGGUGAACUGGAGGCGGCUGCUGCGAAUGUCCAACCGCUCGUUUUUGGCCUUCAUAUUCUUCUUUUCCAUGUCCACCACCUGUCUCUACUUCAUCUAUGUGGCUCCGGGAAUAGCGAACACAUACUUCUUCAUGGUGCAGGCUCAGGGCAUCAUGUUGAGGGAUAACGUGCGGACCAUAGGACAGAUGAUCCGAUUGUACACCAACAAGAACAGCACUCUCAACGGCACUGACUAUCCCGACGGCACAAACUCCAGUGAACUCCUGGUCCAGCCAACGACAUACCUCCCAGAGAACUUCACCUACUCCCAACACCUGCCCUGUCCGGAGAGAUUACCUUCUAUGAAGGGACUUAUGGACGUGAACAUGACAGAAAUCCCCAUUGAGGAGACAGAGCUCAAGUUCUCCAAGUUUUUUGACAUAGAGUUUGGAGGUCACUGGAAACCAAAGGACUGCAGGCCUCGCUGGAAGGUGGCGAUCCUAAUUCCAUUCAGAAACCGUCACGAACAUCUGCCAAUCCUCUUCCAACACCUCAUCCCCAUGCUGCAGAGACAAAGGCUGCAGUUUGCCUUCUACGUUAUUGAACAGAGCGGGAGCCAGCCUUUUAACCGAGCCAUGCUGUUUAAUGUGGGGUUCCUGGAGGCCAUGAAGGACCUGGACUGGGACUGCCUCAUCUUCCACGACGUCGACCACAUCCCCGAGAACGACCGCAACUACUACGGCUGCGGACACAUGCCUCGCCACUUCGCCGCCAAGCUCGACAAGUACAUGUACAUUCUUCCAUACAGUGAGUUCUUCGGCGGUGUGAGCGGCCUGACGGUGGAGCAGUUCAGGAAGAUUAACGGUUUCCCCAACGCGUUCUGGGGCUGGGGAGGAGAGGAUGACGACUUGUGGAACAGGGUCCACUACGCUGGUCUGAACGUGACACGCCCUGAAGGAGAGCUGGGGAAGUACAAGUCCAUCCCUCACCACCACAGAGGGGAGGUGCAGUUCCUGGGCAGGUACAAAUUGCUGAGGUACUCCAAGGAGCGCCAGCACUUGGACGGCCUCAACAACCUGCACUACAGCCCCAUGGUGACGCUCAGCAGCCUGUACAAGAACAUCAGCGUGGACCUGUCCCCGGAGCUCGCCCCCAUCCAAGACUACUGACCCCUACAUGACCCCAACACGACCUCACCAUGACCUCCACAAGCCCCGCCCCCACGCGCCCCUCCAGCCAACCGGAGCGGAGAGAGGACGCAACAGGACAGAUGCAACAAGUAAUGCUGCCAAGAGAUAAAAAAUACAAAUCCAAAAGAGGAAAAAAAUGAGGAGAAGAAAUAAGUAAUACUGAGGCGCAGGAGAGCUUUUUUGCAGAGAACAGUGCUGUGUGUUGAGUGAGUGCGUGACACGGGCGACUGCAUGUCCUUUCUGUGCCGGCUUUCCCCCCCUCCUCUGGCCCCUGGUCCCUGGUUCUUUCGGAGGAGCAGCAGCAUCUGAGCUCCAGAGUCUCCUGAAGCCUUAACGUGGCAGAACCGGCUCCGCACUGCUUCACUUCACCGUAGAAGCCAACACCAGUUUUGUCUUUUAUUUUUAUACAUAUCAGUUGUUAGAGGCCGAGCGCUCCGCCAAACAGGAUCUGAGCUAGGUCAAUAGAGAUAUUUGUGAUGUACAUUUUUUAUGAUUUUGAUAAAUGCUAUUUAUUUUCUGGUGGUGGGGCCUUAGAGAAGCGCUCCUCUGCUGUUUGUUUUCGCUGCACUGCUGCUGAUCCGCAUGAAUAUGUAUGUAAAUAUCAACAGAACACAUGUGUAAAUAUUGGCCUUUAAUGCUCUGACAUUAUCCAGCGAUAUUCCAGUGAGUUUGACUUUUAUUUUGGCAGCUACCUUCUUUCUGAGGAUUUCAUAAGCGUGAGUGGUUUCUUCCACACAGGAAGACGUUUGUUUGGCUUAAAAAAUAUCCAAAUCUAAAGAUUUGACUUUAUCUUUUGCAUGCCUUAAUUUAUUUUGUUUACCAGAUGUUUUGUUUUCUUUGAAACAUAAAUUAUUUCCUCUGUUCAAGAUGUACAUAUAUAUAUCUAUAUAUAUUUUAUUUUAGCCUUUCUGCAUUUUCUCUUUGAGGUGCACUGUGUGACGAGUGUAGCUGCUCCAGAGUGGGGCUGCGCAGAUGGAAAUGAUCAAACCAAAAUGAAUGUUGCAAUAUCUUCAUGAGCCGUAACUCCUCAAAAUCUGUACAUCCUCUAUUAAUGUUGUCAUAAUAGAACAAGUUUUUGAUACACAGGAAAAGGCUUGACACUCAACACCAGUUUUGAUACCUGAAAAAAAAGAAAACUUUGACAAUAGAAUGUAAUUUUCAGCACAAACUAAUUGUGCUUUCUUUAACAUGUGGCUCUAAACUGGUGCUGAUCCAGAUUGUUCAAGAUUACUCUGAAAUUGUUCAAAGAAGGUCAAAUUUAGUUUAUGGCAUUUUUUCAGUAUCAAAUUAACUAUUUUCGAUACUGGUUUUAGUAUCAAUUUAGUUUGACAACCCUACCUCUAAUAUUACAUAAUGUGUGAUGUACAAGUUACCCUCAAUUUGACUUACCCCUAAUCGUGAAGACUUUUGCUAUUGCUGCCAUAGGAACCAUUCUUUGCUUAUUGCGAUUAUAUCUGAAGUUAUUCCCACUGCGCGCCCCCCUGUGGACCGGAGGAGGCUGCUGUCGGACGUCUGUACAGGGAGCAGGGUCGGCCAUGACGCAGGCCUCGCGCUGUCGUCAAAUGGUCAGGUCAAUACGAUAUUUUUUUUCUUUCUUUCUUUCUUUUGUAUUUUUUACUCUGAACUCGUUGGAUUUUUACUCGUUUUCCUGAGUAGUUGCUGGACCCUGUGAGUUGGCCGUUUGUAUCGUACUGUAGGGGGGCAGAAGCCGGGCUGGUGUGUGUGAAUGUGAUCCCUCAAAUGUUCCAAUGCUGUGCGCGAGUCCGAGAGGCCAGAAUGAGAGAACUGUAGCGCCUAAAGCUACUCGCGUUCUUGAAUGGCACUGUCAGAAAAUGAAGGGUUGUUUACGCUGGAGCGGCGUGGUCUGGUAUGAUUUGGUAUGGUUGAGUUUUCAAAAAGCAGCACCAAAACAGCUUUUUGCUACGAAUCAAUACAAAAAUACAGCAAGAAAACAUAAAAAUCUUGUUGUCAGAACGACUUGAAUUGAGUUGCUCUGACGUGUUUAAAUUGACUUGGAUUUUUUGAGUUGUUUCUGAGUUAUAUUUUUGUUUUUCCCAUACAUUUAUAUUUCAUCUAAUUAACUUGAAACCAGACUUCACAAGAAUAUAAAUGAAUAAAUAAAUAAUAGAGUAACAAAAAUAAGUAAUUUAACAGUUACAAAAAUGUAUUUCAAAGGUGAGAACACCAGAACUAAACCUUUUUCACAAGAUAAUUGAAAUAAACAAGAUUUUUUUUUUUUGAAGAACCUGAACAUUUUUAAUCUGUAAUCAAUCAUACACUCUACAAUUUAAAAAAAAUUCAGUCAGAAUGCAUAAGUUUUGUAAAAUUUAGGAAAAUAUCGGACUAUAUUAGUGCCCAAAAACUGAAAUACCAGGCAGUUUUUCAGCGUAAUACAAUAUAGUUGAGUCUCCAUACAAUUUUAGAAAUAAAUAAUUGACAAUAAAAUAAUAAUUUUUUAAAAGUAUCAAAGGUCAGAACUUCAGAAGACUGUAAAGUAAUAUUUAAGAGUUUUCACAAUUUAACAAACUAUCACCAUACCAGCUCAAACCAUACCACCCUUCUCUAGUGCAAACGCGACUUAGGGCUGUGAAAAAUCAAACUUCUUAAAGCUUUGAGCGCUCUAAAGGUUGUGAUAAAACUUCGUUGGCGGAUUUUUUGACCAGAUGUGUUCGCUGUUAUUCUCUCUGUUCCAAGUUUGACCAUGAAUCGUUUUGUGUUGAGUACAAUCACAUUUGUGGCCAUCAUCGGCGCGCUCUCUCUGAUCUGUGACAUUUUUGUUAUCGGUUCCUCCCAUAGAGACACACGCAGAAGUGGGAAGUGAAAUGUGAAACUGUGGUUAGUACACCAAAGAAACCCUGUGAACAAAUCCAUUCGAAACAAGGACCAAAACAGAUUUACAGUUGGUGUUGUGUGGCAAUACAGAAUUAUAACAGUUUAGGUUUACACAGGUGCAUUCACAACUACUAAGUUUCGCAAUAAAGCUACCAUAAUUGGAGUUUAAAAAAAAACAAAAAACACUUGUCAGUACCAGUCAAAAGUUUUGCACGUGUUUUCAUCUGUUCCCAUGAUUAUUUACAUUGUAGAUUGUCACUGAAUCAUCAGAAAUAUGGAUUUAGUAAACAAAAAUUAACUCAAAAUAAAGAACUCUGAAUAAAUAACUUUUAAAUAAAUUUAAAAAUGAAAAAUGGCCACCCUUUGCUUUGAUCACAGUGUUGCACUUUUGGCAUUUUUUGACCCUGACGAGGCAAAACUGUCAACAAAGCAAAGUGUGGACAUAAGGAUUCGAGUAUAAAAUAUAAAAAGUCAUUUAAUAUUUUUCUUUACUAAAUUCCAUAUAUUUGGCAGAUGUAAAAAGUUGUAAACAUAAAGAAGAAAACAUUGAAUGAAAUUGUGUCUAAACUUUUGACUUUUAGUGUAUAUUCGAUGUAGACCUAACAUUUUAAAACCAAUCUUUGAAAUCCUGACUCUAAAACACUCAAACAAAAUAUAAAUUGUCAACUUUAACACUAAUUGGCGCCCUUGGCCAUUCUGCGUACGGACAAAAAUGCUGUGAAAAGUUUGCUCAAACAUUACCUGCAUAUUGCCUCCUAGAAACAACCAAGAGCAAUAAUUAAGAGCAAUACUUAAGAUUAUUAAGCGACAUAUCCCAAACUGUCCAUAUCAUCCGAAUACAAUGUCGAAAUGAGCUGUUUAUAUCGAAGCUGUGAACAUCUUUAUUAUCUCUUAGUGAAUAUCUUGUUCCGCUUUGCAAAUUGGCUUAUAUUAUGACACAUUUUUCCUGAUUUGUUGCUUCUAGUGCAAAUAAAAAACAACUUUUACUCCGUAUAAUAUAUUGUAAAAACAGUAAUUUGGAAGAAAAAAGACUGAUAUAGAUUUUAGAAUUUUAAAAGUAGUUACCGUAUUUUCCAGACUAUAAGUCGCACCAGCCAAAAAAUGUGCAAUGAAGAAGAAAAAAACAUAAGUUGCAUUUUUUGGGGAAAUGUAUUUUAUAAAAUCAGAGACCAAGAAUCGACAUUUCAUCUUGAAAAGCAAGUUAUAGUAAAACAACAGAAGAGAGAACAAGCUGAGUAGGCGUUAAUAUGUUAACGUAACAUAUGAACAGUUAUUCAGAUAAUUAUAGCAUAAACAACAGAACAUAAGUUUACCAAACUCACGAUCUCACUCCAAAUCACUAAAUCCACUGAAUUCUUCAUCCUCUGUGUCAUUUCUUUGCGACCUCCGGAGAUAAACUGUAGAUCCAUGAUGCAAACGUAGCGCCACUUCCUCUUCUGUGUAGCUGUCGUCAGACUCAGCUUCAGUUCCAGUUAGAAUUAUUCCAGCCUUUCUGAAUCCCGACCGGAUGGUUUCGGUGUCACUGAACUCCAGGCUUUCUCGAUUCAUCGAGUGACUUCAAGGAAAGUUACAUGGCGCACCCACCGGGUUAUCGUGAAGCUGUGUUCUCCAUACCCGCUUUCCACCAGUCCCUCACAAGUUUCUCGCUCACUCCAAACUUUCUUCCUGCUGCUCGAUUACCGUUUUUGGCUGAAUUUUUCACUAUUUGUAGCAAGACAGGAGCUUUUUAUACAGGAGACAUGCACAGUAGAGCGAAGUGACAGUGACACAGGAGUAGUAGUAGUACUAGAUAAUGACACAUAAGCCUAGAGCGCCCUCUCAUGGCUGUCAGUGUGAAGUUUUUAAUAUGUAAGUCACACCGGAGUAUAAGUCGCAGGAUCACCCAAACCAUGAAAAAAGUGCAACUUAUAGUCCGAAAAAUACGGUACUUGGAUAAAAACGUCUGUCCUUAGUAAUCGUUUCCUCAUGGUUCCUUAUGCGAACAACUCCCAGAGAGUUGUUUUUCUGUCAUGGUGCAGUACUUGGGGCCUAAGUGGGCGGUGCUAAGAGUUAUCUUCAGUCAUGGUUCAAAAUUAGGUAAAGUACAGGGCAUUUAAUUUAGUUCCAUCUGAUUUGUAAUUUAUUUAUUUUUUUUUAUCAACAAUUCUGUAAUUUGCAGUCUACAAAACCUUCAAACUAAACUACUCCAGUUCAAAAUGACUGAACAUCUCCUGAAGAUAUUUUUCUGUAUUGUCCAACACCAACUUUCAAUGUGACGAUCUCUCUCCUUUCUCUCCUUUUCUGACCAGAUUGUGCGGCGUGAAAUGGCCUCGCUGGAGUUUCUUUGUGGUUUUUUUUAAGUGUCGAUGAAUAAAAUUAGGCUCCCUCUUGUCGCGAUCGCUGCCUAUCUUCUGAAAAUCUCUGAGCCACAGUAUUGGGAAGUCCGCAGCGUGGAGCAAUAGAGUGACCUAUAUUUGUUUACACUGACUAUUCAUGUUAAGAAAAAAAAAAAAAGCUUUAUCAUUUUAUACAAGAUGGAAUACAUAGGAUCAGAUUGGCUGAGAACAGUUAAAUCAGUUUGAGAAUCCAAAAUGUGUUGCCUUUUUUGGAUUGAUCUGUGAUUUUUUUCUUUUUGGACGCGUUUUCUUGAGUUUAGUGUCAGUGGUACAUUUCUUGGGUGUGCAGAUAGGGGGCACUGUGACCUCACUGUGUAGCAUUAAGACGCCGUGGUCAUUUGCAGAACACAGAUUUUUCAAUGACGACAAAGUUUAUUCAAUUUAGAUCAGCACUACCUUGAACAAAUUUGCGUCUGUAGUCAAUACGCUCUACAAAUUUGUCAGAAUUUGUAAUAUUUGUAGUAAAAUAGGGGAAAAUUUCAGCAAAUGAUAGUUCCCUGAAUUGAAAUACAGGCCAUUUUUCAUUGUAAUUACUAGUUUUUAGAAGCAAAAAUGCAGUUUUGUAAGAACGUUCGUCAAUUUUGGUCAUGUCGGAAAGCUUUAAGUGAAAUCUAGAACUGAACAAAACUUCAAAUUCUGCUAAUUCUUCUUAAAAAUAAUUCACCAAGAUGCUACUUUGAACAUUUUAAACAGCUAUUUCUACAAAAAGUUGUUGUUUUGUGAAUGACCACGCCGUAACUUUAGUCGUACAUAGGCUUGGUGAUCCACUGUUUAGGGCAUAUACAUUUAACAUAUUGUACAUACUUUUUUAGUUUGUAUUUUUUUAUUUAAAUCCUUCAUACAGCAGUAAUGCCUUAACUCACUCUCUAUUACUGUUCGUAUUGACUCCACUGCAUUUAUAUUUCUACUCUUCAUUUAUUUUUCGUUUCGCCGUAGUCGCACACUUUUCACAUGGCUUACCACACGGACAAGUUAAAGCAAUAUUCUGCCAAAAUUUCGACGCCUUUUUUUUGUUGUUGUUUUUUUCCAGUAUAUACACACACUGUGCCAUUAUUUUGACAUAUUUACAUUUAUCCACAAUUAUUUUUCAGAUACUCUCAAUCCUAGAAAGAUUCUACUUCACGUAGACUAGCUUGAAAAAAAUUUAUUGGGAAAUUUUGCGAAUUUUUACUGCUCACUAUGUGCACCUUUAUAACUCUAUAGUCACUCACAAUGGUAUUCUUUUAUAAUUAUUAGGUCAAGUUGACUUUAGAGACUAGAAACUGGAAGUAUACAGAGUAAUGCUACUGAAUUUGGGUACUUAUUUAUAUUGUACUUUCGCCUUUUCAUUUAAGUACACCAGUGUCAGUAUUUCAAUUUACAAAGUUACAACCAUGUUUUUUGUUUUGUUUUGUUUUUUGGCUCAUUCCAGCUGCCAUAUCUCGACCAGUGCUUGUGCUACAGUUAAAAAUGUGGAUUAUGUGGAUUAACACGAGAAUCGGCUUGAAUAGAUGCAUCAAGAAUUUCGGACUUCCAGUCACUACGCAAUGCAUACUGGGAAGGAUUUUCCGAAAAAGUGAGUAUCAGAUCACCAUGUUUGAUUUCCCAGUGGGAUGGGUCUAUUGACAAAGCCAGUCUUUUCUAGUCUCUUGAACCAUAUCGCUUUUUUUUCUGGUUCUGAUAUUGUCAUAUUUUAGUUUUGGGAUUCAGACAUUGUAAUUGUGUGGUUGUUGGACGUCCUAACACCGGAAAACGGCUCGAGAAAUUUGUUUGCGAACUCCAUAAAUGCAAAAGAGAAUCAGGUGUGUCUGACUGCAAACCUUCUGUUCAAACUGUUUCCCUUCCCAACGGAAUUGAAAAAUAGUGAAAUGCGAAGGCGAUGGGCAGUAUUGUUACACAGGAAGGAUGAAAAAGGAAACAUUUGACUGCCUAAAUCAUCCAGAGUUUGCAGCGAACAUUUUGUAUGUGGAGCGCCAUCAAAGCAAAACCCUGAUCCCUCGCUCAACCUUGGUUACGAAUUUAAAAAGUCAAUGCCAAAGCAAAAGGCAGCAGCUGUUCCCCAAGAAACACUUUCCACUGCAAAGAGACCAAGACGUGAUGUUGCUGUAAAACCACAAGAACAAGAAAGUGCGAGCUCGGCCUGUUUGUCUUCUGAACCUCUCGCUUAACAAACGGGACCCUGCUUUGAUGGCGCUCCACAUACUAAAUGUUCGCCGCAAGCUCGGGAUGAUUUAGGCAGUCAAAUGUUUCCUUUUUGGUCCUUCCUGUGGAUCAAUCCUGCCCAUCGCCUUCACCUUUCAUUAUUUUUCAAUUCCAUUGAGAAGGGAAACAGUUUGAACAGAGGUUUGCAGUCACACAGAUCUGAUUCCCUUUUGCAUUUAUGGAGUUCGCAAACAAAAUUCUCGAGCCAUUUUUCCACUGUUAGGACAUCCAACAACCACACAAUUACGAUGUCCGAAUCCCAAAACUAAACUAUGACAAUAUCAGAACCAGAAACAAAAGUGAUAUGGUUUAAAAGACUAGAAAAGAUUGGAUUUGUCAAUAGACGCAUCCCACUGGGAAAACAAACAUUGCGGUUUGAUGCUCACUUUUUCGAAAAAUCCUUCCCAGCAUGACGGGAAGUCUGAAAUUCUCGAUGCAUCUAUAAGCAUGUUGGCUAACCCUAACUGCCAAACGCUACUAAAAGAAAAACGCGAAUUGUUAAAAAUCUGUGUCAAAUUUGAAAUGUCCCAUGGCCUGUUACUAUAAAAUACUUGUUACUGAUACCGAUGAUAAAAUUUUGCAGUGUUUUGUGCCUUUUGUUGUUUGUUUAUGAAGAGAUUUAAAGUGUUUCAAGGUGUAAAUGGUUUUCUCUGUGUAGCCAUGAAAUCUGGAUCUGUUGUCAACGGCAACGCAGCGUUAUUUAAACUCUGAAACUCAAUAUACGGGCAUUACGAUGAAAUUAACUAUCUCCUUUUGGUUUGCAGAAGUUUUUGGUCAGUUUACACGACUUUUACUCGUUUCUCGACUGGUCUGUUGUCGUUGUAGCUUUGCCUGAAAUGUUACACAGUAUGGCAUUAUUGCAUCUAUCUUGAAUACAUUCUGUUCUAAUGAAGGUGUUUUUUUGACUGCUCGAAGACAACAUUCUUACUGUGAACUGCCUCUCCACGGAGCUGAGCCGUGACUGUGCCAUGCGCGACGCUGCUGCCUGCACGUCUCCAUGGCGAUCGAUGAAGUUUAAUGCCGUACUGUGGAACGUUUUUCGCGAAGUAGCCGUAAUCGUAAAUCCAAGGAGACAAGCAGGUAGAAGCAACAUUACGCAAUUUAAGUCUUUUUUUAUUUUUAUUUUUUUGUCUUUUAAAACAAAUCUUGACAUUUAUAAAUCACACUUGCAAUGUACUUUUUGUUAAAUUUUGGUGACAUGGAAACUUGAGACAAACCUUUAAAAACACGUUCUGUACACAGGAAGUCAACAUUUUAAAAACUAAACUUGAAAAUGAAAUGGUGUCUGACCAGUUGAGAAAUUUUGUAAAAAUUGUCAUUGUUUAUUUAAUGCUGUGUAGCUGAUUUGUGGUGUUCAAAAUGUGUUAAAAUUGGUGGCCAAUACAACACAUUUCUUUGCUUUUUGUGAAGAAUUAAAUAUUAAAAAGAACAAAACUCGAAAUUUCAAAUUUGAAACUCUUUCAGUGUCCAAUCCAUAACAAAACAAAUCAAAAUUAUCAGUGUUCUUGACGCAUUUCAUAUCUAUUUUUAUAUCAUUUCAGAAAUUUGGGGCACAUUAUCAAAAGAUUAUAAAUUUGAGAAAAAAAAUAUCUGUGUUUGCACUUUUUUUUUUUUUUCAAAUAUUUCUGUAAGCAAAGAAAUUGAGAAAAAAAGCCACCUAUUUUUUGUAUUGUAAUUUAAAAUGCUGACCCAUCAUUUCUAAAACAACAAUGCUAUUGUUCAAAAUGUAUUUCAAUUUAAAUUUUAUUUUAUAUUUUUUGUAAACUUACCGCCAAAAAAAUCCAUUUGUUAAUUCAGAAUUUUGGUAUUGCCACUAUCUGCUGUUACAUAUUAGGCCAUCAUACUAACAUCUGUCAUUUUUUGAAACUUUGUUGAAAUUCAGUUUGAAAUUUCAUCAAAAUUUGGAAAUUUCUUGCUUUCUUGUCAUGUAGAAUUUCUGUACAAUUCCUCUUUUUGUAUACGCUCUAUACCUGAUCACCGGCGCAAAAGUGAGAACUCCAUUGAGCCAAUCGGAUGUAGCACCGACCUGCUCACCCACUGGACAUUUUUUAAUUUUAUUAUUUUGUAUGGCUCCAUUGUAAAUCAUCUGCCUUUAUUUUUAUUAUAAUUUUUUUUAUUAGAUUUUGGUAACAGACAGUUGCAAACGUCUGGUCUGGUGUUGAAGCGUUUCUUUGUAAAGUUUUCUUUCUUUGUCGACAGAAGACAAAAUAAACACUCAUUGCCAUAUUCUGGGAAAAAUGAAA